Onychostoma macrolepis is the source of this 3494-nucleotide messenger RNA. RefSeq lists its product as uncharacterized. NCBI's taxonomy places the organism in Eukaryota, Metazoa, Chordata, Actinopteri, Cypriniformes, Cyprinidae. The transcript has 6 exons. The coding region runs from base 775 to 1761 and encodes 328 amino acids. The record is from RefSeq and is a predicted model, not a curated record.
UUUUAUUCUCUGUUGUCAGCUAAAAACGAAGCGUUUAUCCAAAGCGACAGUUUUAUUCACUCUGAGGGCGCUACAUUAUACAGUCAGUACAUGACAUCUAUUAAAAACUAAAUCAUUACAUAAAUGUUGAAAUCUAUUAAAUCGCUAUAUAAACUGAUCAGUUUAAUUUGUGAUAGUGUAAUUUGAGUCGCUUUGAGUAAAAACUUAUGCCAAAUAGAUAAUAUAAAUGAAUAUAAAACCAAAAGUUACUAUGUUUUCAAAGUAGUACGUUCCUCAAAAUAAAACCAAUAUUUUGUAAUUAAUAGCACGAUUUUCUUAAGUAUUUUCAUGAAAUAUAGUUAUUUAUAAUCGUAAUGGGAAAUACGUUAUUGUGAAUUUGUAAAAAUAAAGUAGGCUACUUGAUGCUCGUUCAUGAUAUUAUGCUGAUUAUUAAGUUGUUCAAGAUCAUCCAUGAGACUCGUGUAUGUUUGCCAGAUGACUGUGUAGGCUAAAUCAGUUAUGAACUUAUGAUGUUUGUUUUCAUGUAUUAAUUUAAUAAUGUCACUCACAAUCCUCAGGAUCUGUAACGUUAGAAAAACAUGUUUUCUUUCUGCGGUAGUCGUUCACACCAAGAGCGACUAUAAAUACACCAGUGAACUAUAGCUGCUUUGGGGCAGACUAUGAUAACCUUCAAAGACGAGAGGAGUUUGGAGAAUCUGUCACUGCUUUGUGACUUAUCCGAAUGAGUCAGUUUCAGUUUCUGUUGUUCUCGCAUUUACACGACUUUACCAGCAGAUGUCCUCAGCAUCCAUGUUUCCAGUUCAUCCAAACAGUGAAUCUAACCCUAAUCAAACACACCUGAAGCAGCCAAACUCCUCAAGAUUGCGUGAAAAUACACAGGCAGGUGUUUCCAGUGUUGGUGCUGAUGGACUGUCAGCAUUUGUGAUGGAUGGAGAUUCAGUCACUCUACGCACUGAUGUUGAAACAAAACAACAAGAAGAUAUAAAAUGGUAUUUUAAUGACACCAGAAUAGCUCAAAUGACUGGAGAUCUCAGUGAUAUCUGUACAGAUGUUCAGUGUAAUGAAGGCACUGAGAGAUUCAGAGACAGACUGAAGCUGGAUCAUCAGACUGGAUCUCUGACCAUCACAGACACCAGAAACAUUGACUCUGGAGAUUAUGAAUUAAAGAUCAUCAGCAUCAGAAGAAGCAUUGAAAAGACUUUCAGUGUUAUUGUUCAUGGUGUUCCUGCUGCUGAACGAGAUGAAAUGAAGAGAAAGUCAGUGAAGGAGGGAGAAUCUGUCACUUUAGAUCCUGGUGUCAUGAAAAACACAAAUGAUUUGAUGACGUGGCAUUUUAAUGACCUCUGCAUCGCUGAAAACAGUGAAGAACCCAGAAAGAUCUUCACAGAUGUUCAGUGUAAAGAUGGCGAUGAGAGAUUCAGAAACAGACUGAGACUGGAUCAACAGACCGGAUCUCUGACCAUCAUGAACAUCACAAUCACAGACUCUGGAGUUUAUGAGCUAAAGAUCAUCAACAGCAGUUUCAGCAUCAUUAGGAGCUUCAGUGUUACCGUCACUGAUUCAGGUCUGUCUUUGGCUGCUGUAGCAGGAAUAUGUGCUGCUGCUGUUGGAGUUCUGCUGCUAGUGACUGUAACUCUUUGUUUACUGUAUCGUUCAGUAGGAAGGAAAGACAGCAUCAUUAAACAGAUGCAGCACAAUGAUCAGGCGAAUGGUGUUAAUGAUUUGUCACCUAAUCAGAGUGACAUUCCACUGAUGCUCUAGUGACGAACACUACCAAUGACUUGUCCCCUAAUCACAUUGAGAUUGAGCCUGCGGCUGCCAGUGAGAUUUAACAUUAUUCAUUAUUUUGAUACGUUCGUGGAAAUGAAGAGAGGAUGGGAAACGAGAGAGAUUUUGUCAUUUCCAAUUCUCUCUUCAUCAUAAGACAAUCUCUUGUUGCUCAGAAAAUAGUGCCAUCAUACCAAGAUUUUAGGAGUUAGGAGUCAACACACUAGUUUCUAGAACUACAUUGUAAGAUUUAUGAAUGCCAGUUAUUUUGUUUCGUUUGGGGACAUUCACUUAUAGCUUGAACAGCUGCAACAGAAAAGAGCAUGUACACAAAUGUGCUCUUUUCCAAGACCGCUGUAAGUCAAACAACAGGUAUUGCGGUUUAGUCUGUACUACUGACGCCGUAAGUGUUGUUUAAUUGAUAUUGAUGUUAAUUGAAAAGACUGAUAUUAUGUUGUUAAUGUACCGAGCAUUUUUUUUUUUUUUUUAAUCUUAAUGGCAGCUUGCUGGAUAAAAUCAACCAUCUUUAUACUAGAACACCAAACCAGAGUUAAAAAUCAUAUCACCAUUAUUGAAAAAAAUGUAUCACGAUACAUAUUGAUAUUGAAUUAUUGUCCAGCCCUUGGUUUUAUUAGUGACAAUUUCUCAAUAUUUUUUUAUACAACAUUGAACCACAAUUUCUUUAAUAAAAUACACACACUAUUUUUAAUUAUCACCUUAAGUUUUUAAAUGAAAAUUACAAGACCCAGGUUAUUAUUUAUUUAUUUUUUGCAGUGCACUGAGAGUGUUUAUUAUGUUCCAUGCCUUUAUGAAUAUAAUGUGGGUUGUGCUUGAAUGAUGAAAACACCGGGGCCCGGUUUCACAGACAGGGUUUAGACUAAACCAGGAUUAGGCCAUAGUUCAAUUAGGACAUUUAAGUCAUUUUUAUAAACAUGCUUAGAAAAAAAAAACAUUACUGGUGAGCAUCUUGAGACAAAACAAAGGCACUGAUAUAUUUUAAGAUCAGUCAGUGCAAGUUUAUCUCAGUGAAACCAGGGGCUAAUCUUUGAAAUGUGAAAAGGAAUCACAGUGAAACAAUAACAUAUUUUUGUUUGGUAUGUGCUGAACAAGACAACACUUUUUAAAGCAUACUGUACCCCUAUGUAUACUGCCCAUUUGUGGCGGCAUUAUAGAAAGCGCAUCAUGCAGAGACUUAAUGUAGCUUAUGAUGAUGGUAUGCGAUUGCUGCUUAAGGUGCCACGAUGGAGCAGUGCAAGACAAAUGUUUGUCAGUGCUGGUGUGCCUACCUGCGCUGCUGUGAUGCGUAAUCUCAUGUAUGUAUGUGUAGAUAAUCAGAAUCUGUAAAUAGUAUCAUUUUAACACUGACGAACUCGGCACUAAGGCUUUUUUCAAAUAUGUGGAAUCAUUGGCGUUUUAGUAAAUAUGACACACGUAAAUAUGAGAUAUUGUGGAUUCUGUGUAUUUGUAAGUUGUUAUUGUCGUGUCUUUGUUUGGUCCGAGUGUGUCCUUAAUAAAGUUUUGAUGAUAUGGUCUUUGCGAACGUGAUAUUUUAUGAAGUGCUGCUGAUUAGUUUAGCUCACUGCCACAUUUUCAUUUUUAUUUUAUUUUAUUGUUUUUGUGUGUAUGCAUGAAUCAUCUGAUUUUGUAUUUUUGUACAUUUUUAUACAUUUUAUACAACUUGAAAGAUUUGUUUUCUGCAAUAAAUGUCAAACAUUUGAUUAACUCAA